Molecule: messenger RNA, 948 nt
Organism: Cyphellophora europaea CBS 101466
Lineage: Eukaryota; Fungi; Ascomycota; Eurotiomycetes; Chaetothyriales; Cyphellophoraceae
Exons: 2
Coding region: 1-948 (315 amino acids)
Biological process (GO): retrograde transport, endosome to Golgi; intracellular protein transport
Cellular component (GO): endosome; retromer complex
Source: RefSeq, a predicted model, not a curated record
AUGUCUUCCUUUUUCUUCUCCACACCGGUGGACAUUGACAUUGUCCUCGAAGAUCUCGACGACCGGCAGGCUGUCGAUGUCAAGCUGGACAAGAACAGGCGGGAGAAGGCGCCGCUGUACAUGGAUGGCGAGUCAGUCAAAGGAGCAGUCACAGUUCGUCCCAAGGAUGGCCGACGACUUGAACACACUGGCAUAAAAGUACAGUUCAUCGGCCUGAUUGAAAUGUUCUUCGAUCGCGGUAAUCACUACGAGUUCCUCUCACUCGGUCAAGAGCUCGCUGCCCCCGGUGAACUACAACACCCCCAAACCUUCCCUUUCAAUUUCAAGAACGUCGAGAAGCAAUACGAGUCCUACAACGGCAUCAAUGUCAAGCUACGCUAUUUCACACGUGUGACCGUCAGUCGGCGGAUGGCGGAUGUCAUUCGCGAAAAGGACAUCUGGGUCUAUAGCUACCGGAUACCGCCCGAGAUCAACAGCAGCAUCAAGAUGGACGUGGGGAUCGAAGACUGCCUGCACAUCGAGUUCGAGUACAGCAAGAGCAAGUAUCAUCUCAAAGAUGUCAUUGUAGGCAGAAUAUACUUCCUACUUGUGCGACUCAAGAUCAAGCAUAUGGAGCUGUCUAUCAUCCGGAGGGAGACGACAGGUGUGGCACCCAACCAGUAUAACGAAAGUGAGACGCUGGUGAGGUUUGAAAUCAUGGAUGGGUCACCGUCGAGAGGAGAGACCAUCCCCAUACGGUUAUUCCUAGGCGGAUUUGACCUCACACCAACCUUCAGAGAAGUCAACAAGAAGUACUCUGUGCGGUACUACUUGAGCCUGGUAUUGAUCGAUGAAGGUGAGAUCGACCCCCUACCUGUUGCUCCUAUCUCUCAGACCCAGCUCUCGGCAAGCAUGUCCCUGAUGACGGCUCCCCAAUCCAUCACCCUCACGUUGCGCAUGGCGCUGUGA